AGCUUGCAGCAGCAUCGCGCGCAACCGCCUCGGGGGCUCGGGGCCAAGCCAAAGCCAUCCCCCCACUACUCGCGUUGUUACGUGGCGCCUGUCCCCAUCGUCCCGCCGGACCGGAGGGGCCACGACCGUGUCCGCCGACCCCUUGGCGGUUUUGCUUCGAGAUCGCACCGGUUAAAAGGCCAGGCCGCAUUAGCCCUGCACGAAUGCGAUAGUGGACCGAACCAACCCCAGCCGAUCCUCUCCCUCCAUCUCCCGCCCUCCUCCCCGCAGCUCGCGCGCGCUCUGUCUAGUGUCCACGCGCGCACGCAAAGGUCGCCGGCACGAUGGACGGCUCCGGCUCCGGCGUCGGCCGCAAGAAGCUCAAGCACCGGCUGGCGGCCAUCCUGUCGGUCUUCUCCAGGCGAUCGGGCGGCAGGAAGCGCCGCGACGACGAGGCCACGCCGCCGGCCCUCGCAUUGCCCUCCUACGGCCGCCUCGGGGCGGCGGGGGGCAAGAAGGCCGCGACAGGCGAGCACCACGACCGCCGCCUCUCCGUCUCCGCGCGCCGCACCGUCCCGAUGAUCCGCAUCACCAUCGACUGCGCCGGCCGCCGCUCCGUCGACGCGGCCGACCCGUCCCUCCUCGCGCCGCUCGACGCCGACGACAUCAAGGCGGAGAGGGCGGCGCUCAAGGGGACGAGCGAGUGGGAGGGCCGCAAGUGCCCGCCCUCCUCGCCGUUCCGGGCGGCGGCGCCUCUGCCGCCGCUGCCGAGGUGGAAGGAGCGGCCCGGCAACGGCGGGCGCAGGCUGUCGACGCACUCCUCGCGCAGGCUGCUGAGCAGCUCCUCCUCCGACGACGAGUACGACGAGGACUCGCGGAACCUCUUCUCGUCCAGGAGCUUCUCCUCCGACUCGUCCGACUUCUACAACUGCCCGCGCAAGAACGCCGCCAAGGCGCGCGCGUCCGUGUCCGGGCCCUGCCGCGCGCCGCCGGCCGCCCCGCGCCGCGGCGCGUCGCAGAGCUGCCGCUACAGCUUCGAGAUGCCGCGGGGCUCCAAGGCGUCCGCCGCCACGGACGGGGGCUUCGCCGUGGUGAAGCGCUCCGCCGACCCGUACGAGGACUUCCGCAGGUCCAUGGAGGAGAUGAUCGCCGAGUGGCCGGAGGGCGACGGCGACGGGGAGCACAGCGCGGAGAGCCUGCUGGAGACGUACCUGGUGCUCAACUCGCCGCGGCAUUACCCGGUGAUCCUCGCGGCCUUCGCCGACGUGCGGGAGACGCUCUGCCCCUGAACCCGAUCGGUGUUGAUAGGAUUAUUAACCUUUGCGAGAGUGAGAGCGAGAUGAAUGGCAUGGCAGACGAUCGGGUUGGACAUGUGCGAUGUUGCGCGCUUACGUGCGUUGUCUCCUUCGUUCAUUCAUGGCUGGAUCUUGACCAGCUAACUCGUGCUUAGUUGGGAGUUCCGGACGCCCCCUGUAGUUCCGUCAGCGAUGGUACUGUACCUUAGUUUCUUGAUGUUAACUUGUAGUGGUAGUCCAGCCUUCCGCUGUGAAUGUUCUCGUCAGUUUGUGCGUCCUGUAAAUACGCGAUAUAUUUUGAUUGAUUGAUUGAAGGUAUUUUCGAAUUA
Messenger RNA from Triticum aestivum (bread wheat), 1603 nucleotides. RefSeq names its product transcription repressor OFP8. Gene Ontology annotation, biological process: negative regulation of DNA-templated transcription. The transcript has a single exon. Lineage: Eukaryota; Viridiplantae; Streptophyta; Magnoliopsida; Poales; Poaceae. The record is from RefSeq and is a predicted model, not a curated record. The coding region runs from base 324 to 1268 and encodes 314 amino acids.